AUUUAGUAUUCACAGACCAACGAACCAUCAUCAAUCACACCUCAAAUACCAAGCAAUCUCACCUUCCACACUCCACACCAACAAUUCACCAUCGAUCGCACCUCAGAACCAAGCAAUCAAGCAACCGGCAAGCAUCAACAGCAAGACCACCAUCAAACUCACACCAUGGCAUCUCACCAGCAGCAAUCGCAAUCCGUGGGGUUCGAGGACUACCUCCCGGUGAUGGCGGAGCGGCUGGGCGAGGAGGGCCUGAUGCAGGAGCUGGCGUCGGGGUUCAGGCUGCUGCAGGACCCCGCCCUUGGCCUCAUCACCUUCGCCAGCCUCCGCCGCAACGCGCCGCUGCUGGGGCUGGGCGGUAUGUCCGACGACGACCUCCGCGGGAUGCUCGCCGAGGGCGACUUCGACGGCGACGGCGCGCUCAGCGAGAUGGAGUUCUGCGUUCUGAUGGUCAGGCUCAGCCCCGAGCUCAUGGACGAGCCCCGCAGGUGGCUCGACGACGCCGUCGCGCAGGCGUCGCAGUUCCUCUUCACCAGCUAGAGGAGGGGGAGCGCGCGGAGUAGAGUUCUUUUUUUUUUUUUACGAUUCUUCUGUCCGUUGUUCAUAGUCAGGAUUGUUUCAAGAAGGCAGGCAGGCACUGUCGAUUGGAUCACGGAAUUCCACUUGUAUUGAUCUCCCCGAUCGUUUCCGCGGGAAAUAUCUCUCUGAAUUAAUCGACAUAAGCUUGUGCGGUUUCACUA
Molecule: messenger RNA, 737 nt
Organism: Lolium rigidum
Lineage: Eukaryota; Viridiplantae; Streptophyta; Magnoliopsida; Poales; Poaceae
Product: calcium-binding protein KIC-like
Exons: 1
Coding region: 166-537 (123 amino acids)
Molecular function (GO): calcium ion binding
Source: RefSeq, a predicted model, not a curated record